This is a messenger RNA of Truncatella angustata, 3237 nucleotides long. RefSeq lists its product as uncharacterized. The transcript is spliced from 3 exons. The coding region runs from base 1 to 3237 and encodes 1078 amino acids. Lineage: Eukaryota; Fungi; Ascomycota; Sordariomycetes; Amphisphaeriales; Sporocadaceae. The record is from RefSeq and is a predicted model, not a curated record.
AUGAUACGCAUGGCAUUGGAUGUCGCCUGUCUCAUUGAAUUCACCCUGUCGUUAGUGGCUGGGCCUUCCCAUGUUGCCAAGCAGCUAACCUUAGUGGAGUCCCAGAGGCCUCUGGUAGCGGCUAGUGUAACUGAGCACUUACAGGCAAUUUUGGGGCCACUGUCUUCGACUAUAGACGAUAGUUCUGUGGACGGGUCGGUUUAUGAAGACAGUUUGAAAAGUCUCGCACGACGGUGCUUGGUGGAAGCAUCGUUGCUAUUGGACCUGCUCCCCACGAUCACGAACCCCGAUCCCGCAGCAAGUUGGCAGGUCUUUCAGCUGGGCUGGGCAGAACUUUCACAGACCGAAGUUGUCGCGGCCUGCAAAGCGCGGCUUCUUGAGUGUGCUACAGACUUAUGCAACUUGCUAAUAGAAGUGUUCAAUAAUGAGAGUUUCUCUCUGAACAAGAAUUUGGAAACCCUGCACAAGGAGUCUGAAAGGAUAUACUCAUCCAGGGCUACUGAAAUCCUUAAGACCAAGAAAGGCAUUAUUUCUGCGCUCAAGUCUUUUCCUCAGAACCAGGCUAAAGCCAAAUCGUCACGAAAGGCUCCGAAGCCUUUGGCACCUGCACCUCUAUCGUCUGACAGUACCGAGGAUGUCGAACGUCCUGUAAGAACCUACAACAAGAGGACCAAGGCCCGUCGUAGUAUUUUAAGAACAACGGGAUCAUCAUCGGCCAAACCCACUGAAGAGCGCCUGAUCAACGUUAUCGAGACCGUCAAAAAUGGUCUUACGAGCCUUUGUCAUCUCCUACAAGUUGUACCUUACGAGAACUGCCUACUCCGCUACCUGUCUUUUGAUUCCGUUGAUUCUCGCGAGGAUUCAAUCCAAAAUGCUGAGUCAGGUACGUUCGGGUGGAUACUCAACGAUUCACCCGUGUCAGAGCCAAACCUCGAUAUUGCCCGAAAGUCAUAUAUUAAGUGGCUUGAAUCAGGCAGUGGUGUCUUCCACAUUUCUGGUAAGGCAGGAGCGGGCAAGUCAACUCUUAUGAAAUUCUUGCGGCACCAUUACCGAACAAAAGAAUCCCUAGAAAGAUGGGCUGGUCAAGAGAAGCUUAUAAUUUCCAGUUUUUACUUCUGGAACUCGGGUGGCUCCAUGCAGAUGUCUUUGGAGGGUCUCUAUCGGUCCAUUCUACUUGAAACAUGCCGACAAAGUCCGGAGUUGAUCUCAAGCUUAUUUCCUCAACAGUGGACAGAGUGCAGUAGCAAUGACAUCGAGGACUCCACAGAUGACCCUUUUUGGAACACUGAGACCAUUCGAGACGCCUUCACGCAGCUGAUGACACAAGACAUCGCCCAUAACUAUUCGAUGUGUUUCUUCAUUGAUGGUCUCGACGAGUACACAGUCGAAGAGGUGGACUAUUGGUCACUUGCACGAAACAUCAACUCUUGGAGCAAGAAGCCUAGUAUCAAAUUUUGCGUGAGCGCCAGGCCCUACACUGAAUUUCUCGAGACAUUUGAUCCAGAUCUUCGCUUCCAUCUUCACGAACUUACAAUGACCGAUAUCAGCACCUUUGCCGAAGAAUCUUUCGAAAAGACCGAGGGUCUGGACUUUGAGUCUUCUGUCAUGAAUUCUCUUGUUGGUGGCAUUGCAAUGAAAUCGGAGGGUGUUUUCGUCUGGGUUCGCAUCGCCGUCCGGUCCCUCAUCAGUCUAUCCAAUCACGGUAUGAGUACUCAUGAUCUGAUACGAACACUAGAGUCUUACCCUGCAGAGAUCGAUGAUCUGUAUGAGUGUAUACUAUCGCCCUUAACAGACGAAGAGAAAGAUCGAUCAAACACAAUGAUGGUCUUUGCUGCACAGAACCCGUACGCUCAAGCACUCAACGCGUUGUGCAUGAGCUGGAUCGACGACUUAACUGGCGACGAGCAGUUUCCUCGCAUUAAUCAUCCAUACACAUCUGUACAAGUCAGCAGGCGACAUGAAACCAUUCGGGCGGAUAUAGAGUGGUUGACCAAAGGACUUUUGGAGAUGCAUACUGACAGGCGCGAGCGUAAAGACGGCGACCAGUUCUAUCGACAGCGUAUCCAGUUCUCCCACCGCACGGCUCGCGAUUUCUUGCGCUCACCAGCGCGGCUUGAGGCCCUAAAGCGUAGCUUCGACUUCACAAAGCUGAACGAUAUGUUUGCUGGAUUGAGACUCGCCGAAAUUGUACUCGCAGGAAAGUACCGAGUCAACCAAGGUGCGGACCCCCGGCGACGCAGGCUCUACUUCAACUAUGUUCGGUCUCUCUUUCACCUCCGGACGGACGACGGCCUGCGCUAUCAGCUUCCACUCAAAUACAUGUGUACCUUAUCGGAAGACCUGCAGAGCACUCAUGCAGAGAAGUUUUUGAGUCCCUACGCGAUCAGCAGCUACCACGCGAUCUCUGGGUCCGGUGCCAUUGACGAAGAUCCUGAAAAAGCAGCGUCGUUCCUGCAUUUUGCGGUUGCACAUGGACAAUUCCUAUACGCCGUCCACGUUCUUCAAAAUACCAAACGCCAAACUAGUGAGCAUAACGAGCUUCACAUGCUGCUUUCUGCAGCAUUCGGCCACAAGAGACUCGGGACGGAUGAUUUUGCAGCCUUGGUGUCAUUGGCACCGUCGCCUCUGGACAGGAUCGGGAUUCGACCAUCGCUGGGAGCGGAUCCGUUCGCCAAUGCCAACAACACAAAACUGGUAAGUAUGUUAAUGAUAUUUGCCAGUACUUUGGUGUUUCGAUGCCUUGGCUCAACGCCGCCGAAAAGCAUGCGGCGAGGUAAGGUCUUUGAGCUGAGGGAUUUGUUUGUGAUGUUAGGCCACAUCACCGGGACAUUAGGGAGAGCUCAAAGCAAUGAACCGACAGCCAUAGUGGAGGAAGCACCGCAAUAUAUCUGUAUCUUGGAAAAUACCAAGUCACGGACUGGCAAGUUGUCAUCAACAGAUAUUAUAUUCACGACACUCAGCGAGCUUGCGCGACGGUAUCAGCACGACGUCGCCGAGGAUCUGCUUUUGCGUCUUGAAAGAAUUACACCUCGUGUUUCCGGCAUCAUACAGCCGGAUGGCUCAGCGAUGAGCACGAAACUACCCCCCUGGUGUAAUAGUGACAUGGCGGUGACCGGAACCAGCAUCAGCGGAACAUUGGUCAGAGGCGACGAGCUCGACGACUGUUACUGUACCAGUGUGUUGUCACAAACUGAGAAGAUGGUCGCUGCUGAUGGGUUGUUCUUCCGGCUAUAUUAA